This is a messenger RNA of Aricia agestis (brown argus), 2300 nucleotides long. Its product is annotated as coiled-coil domain-containing protein 170. Bases 1 to 2214 code for a protein of 737 amino acids. NCBI's taxonomy places the organism in Eukaryota, Metazoa, Arthropoda, Insecta, Lepidoptera, Lycaenidae. The record is from RefSeq and is a predicted model, not a curated record. The transcript is spliced from 11 exons.
AUGGAGGACGAUAAAAGCCAGGAAAGUGAGGAUUGGAAGGUGGAACGGACCAAAACACCGCUCAAUAUGGAUGAGGAUGGUAACGAUAUUAUAACAACACUGCGAAGCGACCUCGCCGGCCUGCAGUACAAGCGAGACAAACUUAUAUCUGAAAAUAGCGAUCUCAAGAACCAAAUGCUGUCCCGGGAUCAGAGAAUACUAGAACAGCAAGUGGAAAUCGACCAUCUGCGAGAGCAAAAUGCGCGGCAAAACGCCAUCAUAUCGUCCUACAAGAAGAAAAUACAGGAUCUCGAAGAAAUCCAGAGAAAUCUCCAGACGAGCCAGGGCAGGAGCGACCUAACCGUACAGACGCUGCAGAGAGACAAUCGAUACUGCGAGGAGAAGAUUAAGGAUUUGGAGAAGAAGCUUAGAACGCUGGAACUGGAGUGUCACAAUGAGGAGCAGCAAAAGGAGAACGCGCGAUGCCAAUUCCACGAUCUCGUUCGAAGGUUAUCCGUUGCUUUGGACUCGGAUUUCUGUGACACAACGCACACGCGCUCCCCCGAAAGCCUGAUUAUCAAGGCGUCAGAGUUGGUUCAGGAAAUAACGAGACUGAAGAACAAAUGUAUGAACACGACCGAAAAUUUGUCGACCAUCGAACAAGAUCUCCGAAGCUGUCGCGACUCGCUCGAAAGAGCGCACGCUGAUAAGGACAUCCUACAAAGACAGCUAUCCUCUCAACUUCUAGACGUAGAGAGACUGAAACAGGAGAAGGAAUCUCUCUCGGUCUCUAAUAGAGUCUUGGAGAGAGAGUUGCACGAGGCCAGAGAGAAGUUGUCGCACUGUACCAAAAAUCUGAAUGUCGUGACGGACAACGUCAGCCAAAAUGAGUCCAUGAUCAUACAACUCAAGGAGGAUCUCCGCCACCGCGACGAGAAGCACCAGCGGCUCCAGGCGGAGUUCCGCAACACCCUAGAGUCCAUCGCCAUCCUGCUGAGCCUGCCCACGCGCUUCGUCGACGCGCACGAGACAACCAUCAAGGAUCGGAUACGGGAGAUACUGAGCGAUAAUAAGGAUAAGAGUUUGCAACUAGAAGCCCUCCGCGAGAAGCUGGGCAUGGAGUCGCACCAGCUGGAGCGGGCGGUGCAGCAGCAGGCGGCGGCCGGCUCCCGCGCCAGGCUGCUGGAGGACGAGCGGGCCAUCCUCGAGGCCAAGCUGCACAAGCUGGAGGCUGAGCUGAACGCCGCGGAGCUGGCCAGAGACUCCCUGAGGAAGGAUAAGGCGAAUUUCGUGGCAUUCCUGGAGCGUCUUAGCCGUACUCUGAACAUGGAGGAGCUGACCCACGACACGGGCAUCGAGCUGCACACGGACGCCGUGCUGCACCGCGCCGAGCAGUUGGCCAGGCUGGAGAGCGACAAGAUUGUUGAUAAGACCGCAGUAGUAUACCAGCUACAACGUCGCAUCAAGAUCCUCCGUGAGCAGCUGCAGAGGAAGGACCUGCACCUCGACUUGUUGAGGAGGAAACUGAGCGUCCAGGAGGAGAGCUGCCGCGUGCGAGCUGUGCUGCAGGCGGAGCGGGACGAGGCUCUGGGCCGCAGCCGCAAGCUGUCGCGGCAGUGCGACAAGCUGGCCGCGCAGCUCGCCGACGCGCGCGCCCAGAUCAGGGACCUCAACGGGCAGCUCGCCGACGCCGCCGACUACAAGAUAACAUCACUGGAACGGGCCAGAAAGAUAGAAGAACUCCAGAAGAAGCUGGAUGAGGCGGAGAUACUGCGGACACGGUACAACCGGAAGGUCAACGUGCUGAAGGACCAGGUGCGGGCCACGGGAGAGACCCUCGAGCAGGAGCGAGGCACCCUGGAGCACCAGCUCAGCAUCACCAGAGAUGACCUCGCCAGGACCAAGGAGGCGCUGGCAGAAUGCCAAAGAAGAGAGGCGCAGCUGCAUAGUUUUAGGAACUCUAUCGCCAAGCUGCUGGGCAUCCUCGUGCCAUCGACGGUCCCCGACUUCGAGAUGGUGUCACGGCUGCAGAAGCUGAUCGACGCGCACCACGACUUCACCGUCGUAUCGCGGCGGUACGACGACCCCGCGCUGCUCCGCGCCGCCUCGCGCUCGCCGCCGCCGUCGCGCUGCCGCACGCGCACGCCCGACAGGUCUCUCCGCUACGACGACAGUGGGUAUGCGGAUCCGCCGCCCUUCGACCUGGACGACGACCUGUACAAGCGCGCCUUGUGACGCCAGCGCCGCCGCCGAGACCUCCAACAGGACUUCUAGACCUUCAAGUAUUCGUAUCAUGACCUGAUAACGUGAAACCUCAGCCA